Molecule: messenger RNA, 905 nt
Organism: Asterias rubens (European starfish)
Lineage: Eukaryota; Metazoa; Echinodermata; Asteroidea; Forcipulatida; Asteriidae
Exons: 5
Coding region: 57-905 (282 amino acids)
Source: RefSeq, a predicted model, not a curated record
CAAAGACUCAUGAAUGCAAGAGUUGGAGAACACAACCACAGUUGAAUGGUGUCAACAUGGGGGACAUUGCCAUGGAUGCUGCCAUUCUUUUUUCUGGGAGCCAGCAUGCUAAAGUUCACAUGAUGUGUACUUUCAUGAAUCUAGGAUGCCCAAGUUCUACACAGUUCUUCCAGGUCCAGCGGCUUUACGUUGUACCAGCAGUUGAUGAGUUGUGGACCAGCAUAGAACAAAAGACCAUUGAAAGCAGACAAGACAAGGAUUUAGUCAUUUGUGGUGACGCGCGUAAUGAUAGUCCAGGUUUCAGUGCCAAGUAUUGCACAUAUACAAUGCUAGAUGAGGCAGAUGACAGCAUCCUCAGAAUGGGCUUCAAGGACAAGCGAGAGUGCGGUGGGAAAUCUCCAAACAUGGAGACCGACGCGUUUGUUGAAGCCCUUGAUGAUCUUCAGCGCAAGUUGAAAGUUGUUGAAGUUUGCACUGAUUCAAGUUCAUCCAUAACCAAGAAAAUGAGAGAGAAAUACAAUGGUCUGAAACACUCCUAUGAUGUGUGGCAUGCCGCCAAAAAUCGGUCAAAGAAACUAACCAAAAAAGCAGGCAAUCGUGAGCUUUUGCGAUGGACUUCAGACAUCGUAACCCACUUUUGGCGAUGUGCUGAGCUGUCGCAUGGCAAUGCCAAGACUUUUCUGCUGCGGUGGAGAGGCAUUCUUCAUCAUGUGACGGGUGUCCACCAGUGGGUGUCUACACUUGGGGAAGGCUAUGGCCCUGUCACAUGUGAACAUGGCGAGCUACCUUUUGAGUGGCAGUCUAAGAUCCUGAAAGCUGAUAGUCCACUACAUAAGGCACUGCAGGAAAUUGUCCUCAACCAAACCUUCCUCAAGAAGAUUCCCUACUAUGUAAAUUUUCGGUGA